Messenger RNA from Dipodomys ordii (Ord's kangaroo rat), 2508 nucleotides. RefSeq names its product armadillo repeat containing, X-linked 5 (gene Armcx5). The record is from RefSeq and is a predicted model, not a curated record. NCBI's taxonomy places the organism in Eukaryota, Metazoa, Chordata, Mammalia, Rodentia, Heteromyidae. The coding region runs from base 691 to 2508 and encodes 605 amino acids. The transcript is spliced from 6 exons.
GCCGGAUUUUGGUAAUGGGAACAGAGUAGACCGUAUUCUGCAGAGGACAAGGUUCCAGGCUGACCCCCAAAACACAGUCGCCGCCAUUGUUUUGGGUCCUUGUGUCGGUCAGUUCCCCCUUAUAUAUGGCAUGGCACUCCUUGAGACAAGGAAAUAAGAAAACUGCUUCUGAUCCAAGGCGAGCAGCCUAGUGCUCUUGCAAGGAUGCUUGAGUUGCUUCUUCAUGGAAAUUGUUAGACUUUAAGAAUGAAGUAGAAGGGUUUGGAGAUUUGGGAGUGGAAAAAGAGAAGUAGACAAUGUUGGGCAAAGAAGUACUUGUAUCCUGAAGCAUUUAUGCCCCAGGUGCGAUUCUUUUCCAAGAUCUCAGUGUUCCUGGUCUGCCUGAAGGUCUUAUCAUCAUUGGAAGCAAGGAAAAGAGAAAAUUACUCUGAGUCAGUGAAGGUCCAACUUCAGUGGCAGAUCUGGUGGCCUGGGAGUGGCUGAAGACCACCGUCCUCCACCGGGCUGUGCCCAGGCACAGCCAUCCUUCUUUACCUUGAGUGAGCUUCCUCAGCAUAUUGUCUAUAUUGUUGGCAGAACUUGUAGUUGUAAAGGGGGCUGAGUGACUGCUGGACUUUGUGUGGAAACACCAACUUGGGACAGACCUUCAGUGGUAGGGCAUAUAACUUGGUCAUACCUUUAACUUGGACCAUGAUUGGUUCUACAGCCAGUGCAAGGGCUGCAGAAGAGGCUGAGAUUGACCUGAAACUUGAAAUCAGUAGCCCUGACUAUACUAAAGUGAAAGCUAUGACUCAGGCCAAGACAGCACUUGAGGCAGAACCAACAAUAGAAUUAGUGACCCACACCAAGAUUUGUGAUGGAACAAUGGCUAUGACACAAACAGUGACCUACACUCAGCCUGUGGCUGUGACAAUUGAAGUGAGCCAAGUGGAAGAUGUGACUAAUAUUCGAGUUGUGACUGAGACUUCAUCUGAUGUAAUGCCUCAAACCAAGUCAAUGGUCAUACCUAUGUCUAAGGCCAAUGUCAAUUCUGAAACCAAAUCUGAAAUCAAGGUUGAUGCUGGCAAAGAGGCAAAAGCUAAUGAUAAAGCUGAUACUGAUUGUAUAUCUAACAUAGAGGAAGAAGCCAGCAUCCAAUCUGAGACCAAGGACACAGGUAGUGUUGUCCUCAGAUCCACCGAUGAAGAUGAAGAAAAUGUCUGCUCCUGGUUUUGGACUGGGGAAGAACCUAGUGUAGGGUCCUGGUUUUGGCCUAAAGAAGAUACCCCUCUUCAAGUUUAUAAGCCCCCACUUAAAAUUCAGGAAGAGCCCAAGCCUACACCCGAACCUGUCCUUACCCUAAAACAAAAAGCAGCAGCAUGGGCAAGGGCCAGGUAUGUUGUCCUAGCCCCAGUUGAUGCACGGAAAAAAUCUACGCCUCCAAAAGGGAACUGGACCCUGGUUGCCACCUUGAUUGAAACUCCUCUGGGUAUUCGGCCUCUGACCAAGAUCCCACCUUAUGAUGGACCUUACUAUCAGACCUUAGCUGAGAUAAAAGAACAGGUUAAGCAAAAGGAAAACUAUGGGCCUAGUCCAAAGAACUGCCGCUGUAAUCCACGUGGCUUUAGUUUAGAGCCUGAGGAGUUUGAUAAACUUGUUGAUUUACUUAAGCUAACUACUGAUCCUUUCAUUCAUGAAAUAGCUACAAUGAUAAUGGGCGUCAGUCGUGCUUACCCAUUUACCCAAGAUAUAAUUCAUGAUGUUGGUAUAACUGUUAUGAUUGAAAACUUGGUCAAUAAUCCCCAAGUUGAAGAACAUUCUAAAGCUUUAGCUAUAAUAAGUGAGAACCCUGAGCCUUUAGAAGAAGCUAACAUAGAUGGGCCCUAUAUAAGAGAAAUUUGUAAAGAAAUAAAUGCUAAUUCUUUGAACUCCCAGUUGCAACUGACUGCUCUAAAAUUAUUGGUGGGCACAAGUAUGAGGUUUGAGAAUCACCAUUUGAUUGCCAGUCACAUUCCAGAUUUCCUUAUAUUGUUAAACAAAGGAAGUUUCAGAAUCAAGUUUUAUGCUUUAAGAUUACUUUAUUGCUUAUCUAAAAAUCAAGCCAAUGUAAGAGAAAUGAUCACUGGUGAUGUACUGUCAACUUUGGUUACAUUCUUUAAUAAGAAUGAGUCAAAGGUCAAUAUUCUUAAUACUCUUCAAAUACUUGAAAAUAUAAAUUUCCAUUUCAAGAAAAGGGCAAAGCUGUUUACCAAGGAAGAGUUCACUAAAUCUGAACUUAUUUCCAUAUUCCAGGAAGCAAAAUUGCUUGGUCAGAAACUCCAAGACUUAGCAGAGAACAGUGAUCCUGAGGAUGCGUCAUCAGGAUUUGGUGAAGCUCUUGGACACCCCCAAGAGGAUUCCUGGCUCUCACCUCUGUUCAGUAAAACCAUGGACAUCUGUGGAAAAUGUGGUUUUAAAGGGACCCAACCUUACUCUGCCCUCAUUAACUCCCUCACUGCCAUGGGGCAUCAGAUUUAUUACUUUCUUUAA